UCUUCUCGUUCUUCACUGUUUUCCACUUAACAAUCUAUGUGUUUUGAAUGAAUUGACUUUUUUGUGGGUUUAAUUUGGGUUUUGAGGGUUAUAAUUGUUUGUGUUGUUUCAAAGAUGAGUUCUUUUCAUGAGGGUAUUGUUUGUGGUACUUGAAUGCUUACUGGAUUCAGUUUAAUUUGGAUAAGUCUAUCGAUUUCAUUUUUAAUUGGUAUUUUGGUUUCGGGUUUUAAAAAAUGGCUUUAUUUUUGUGUUUUGUUUUCCUUUGAGUAAUGUAGGCUAAAUGAGCUAAGGAAUUAUGAAUAGAGUAAGAAUUUCCAUGUUUGUACUUAUGAAACUGAUUUCGAUGAGAAAUUAUCAUGGUUACAUUCUUUAGCUUCUGUUUGUACGGUUAAAGCUUGUUUAAGUGCAUAUUUUGUGGUUUGUUGAGGUAGUGCAUUGACUUUUUACUGCUAAUUUUGAGAGUUCAGGUGCUGGGCUAUGUUCAUGUUGUGUUUGAGGAAAGUUAUUGGCUGGCCAAGUGUUUGAGUGACCUUUUUUGUGGCUAUGAUGAGUAACAUUUUCAUAUUGUAGAUAAGAUUUGUUUUGUGGGUUACAAUUUUUAUGGAUUAUGUUUUAAUUGUUUGCUGCAAAUGCAGAUUACUGGAAGUAAAUGGCUUCAACUUUGUUCAGUGGAUGCUACUUGUAGCCGUGCCACCACACAGAUAUCUACGAUGUCGUUUGGCGGAAAGAGACAGAAUGUGGUCUUGCGAAGAAGAUGUUUACCAAAGAUUAGGGAAGCCAAAGAGAUGUACUUUAACAAGGACGGGUCAGCCAUUAAGAGGCUGCAAGCUGGUGUUAACCAGCUUGCAGAUCUUAUUGGAGUUACUCUUGGUCCCAAGGGUAGGAAUGUUAUUUUGUCGGAUUGUACAAGUAACUGAGAUUCGUUUUAUAAACAAUUCUAAAGCGUUCCUGCUCGUGCGAUGAUAAUACUGAAUCAUGUUCACUCACUCGGGGCAGUUAUCUGCAACCUUAAUUGUUGUUUCUUUUAUUUUUGUUUUAGCACGAUAAACUCUGUUACCCCUGCUCCACAGGAUGGUAAUCCAAAGCCUCGAAUUUUUAGACUGCGAGAGGAAGGGUAAGCAUGUAUAUUUGCUAUCAUUAAUAAGCUCGGCGGUUAAUAUAGAAAAAGCAGAUAUUAUAAGAGAUUUAGUGUUAUUUACUACUUGUGAAUUCCAUAAAAAGACUUGGCGGACUCUUUGUCUGCAAAAUAGCAAUAGUUUGUAUCCAAAUUUGU
Papaver somniferum (opium poppy) is the source of this 1273-nucleotide messenger RNA. RefSeq names its product chaperonin 60 subunit beta 3, chloroplastic-like. Lineage: Eukaryota; Viridiplantae; Streptophyta; Magnoliopsida; Ranunculales; Papaveraceae. The transcript has 2 exons. Bases 630 to 917 code for a protein of 95 amino acids. The record is from RefSeq and is a predicted model, not a curated record.